Molecule: messenger RNA, 249 nt
Organism: Eimeria maxima
Lineage: Eukaryota; Apicomplexa; Conoidasida; Eucoccidiorida; Eimeriidae
Exons: 1
Coding region: 1-249 (82 amino acids)
Source: RefSeq, a predicted model, not a curated record
AUGCAAAUUGCUAAACUUUCUCUUAUUAAUCAUUCUUCUUUGCCUAUUGCUGCUGCACAAGGAGGAGGAGGAGGAGCAGCAGCAGCAGCAGCAGCAGGGAAUCAUGAUGAUGAUGACGAAGAAGAAGAAGAAGAGGAAGAAGAGGAAGAAGAGGAGGAAGAGGAGGGAGAAGGACGAGGAACAGCAGCAGCAGCAGCAGCAGCAACAGCAGCAACAGCAGCAAGAUCAAGGUUACAAGAUAACCAUUAA